Messenger RNA from Caenorhabditis bovis, 1467 nucleotides. The record is from the annotation of a GenBank genome assembly. Lineage: Eukaryota; Metazoa; Nematoda; Chromadorea; Rhabditida; Rhabditidae.
AUGUCGACACCGCCGUCGCCGACCAUCAGCGGCUCAUCGUCAUUGUCGAGCCUCAAUUCGUCGAUAUCGUUUUGCUAUAUAUGGACGACGAAGAUCAAAACUCGAAAAACGACCGACGGCGAAGCGACGAUUCUCUCGAUUUCGCCCAAAUUCGCCACCGUUCACCAAUCGAUAUCGUUUCAAUGGAACGUGCGAGUUCAUGCGACAAUGGCGUUGGAAGACGAAAACUCUGAGGAUGAGAACUACAUCGCCGUGGAUUUGUAUCUCGUCGAUGGUCCGAUCAACGAGGUCCGUUUGAUGGCCGAAGUGGCGGCGCUCGACAAAAACGCGAUGAUCACCGCCGGCUACAAUCCGGCGAACGCGCUCGUCCGCGAGGCCAAAUCGAUCAAAUUGCAAAAAGGCGUCGGUUGCGAGGUGACGGACAGCAGUCGAUCGUGCGUUUCGAGCUAUUUAAAGCAAAACAUUGAAAAUGUCGUGAAGCUGUCGGUGAUCGUCACAAUGGAAUCGCGAUUGUUCGACCCGUUCACGUAUCUCGACGCGAUUUCGCCGACGCCUCGCGUCUCGUUUCUCACCGCCAACUACAACGCGAGAGUCAACAGCAAAGUGUGGAAGCGUAGAUCGCGGAAAAGAAAUUGUCGGGUUGAACGGCGCGCCAUCACCGACGACGAGAAGUUGGAGUAUGAGAAGAAGGUGCAGGCGAUUCUGGAUCAGGAGAGGGGAAAGCUUAUGGAUCGCCUGACGAUUCCCGAAUCAUCGUCGCGUCGUGCCAGUCUGAUGUCGCAAUUCAAGGAGAAUCAGCACGAGAUGAUCUACGACGAUCACAUUUUUAAACGAAUUCUCGUUUCUUGUUGCGAGUCGUGCGAGCAACGCCGACGCUCAUUGAUGUACGAUAGUCGGACCGAGGAGGAUUCGGAGGAUGACGGCGAUGACGCGAAGGCGGAAUCCGACGGCGACGAUGAUGAGCCGCAUUUUGAAUGCGAUCAGAGGGACAAGGAGCAUAUUCAUGAUAUGCUCGCCAACUUGUACUUCAACAAGGUCGUCCUACCGCAACUCGAGUUUAUUGAGGAUUUCAUGGAUUUUCUCAUCGACGCCGAACUCAAUGAUUUGCCGGUGCUGAAGCGCGCGUGCGAGCGCUAUUUGUGCAGCGAGCUCAGCACGAAAAAAGACAUCAGCACAUGCCUGCUGUUGGAUCUUCUCUUCAACGCGAUCGUCUUCAAUUUGGCGGUGAUGAAAUCGAUGACGCUCAGCGAGCUUUCGAAUCGCGCCCACGAGUUCGUCGACGUCGAGCUGCUGUUGCAGCAAGAGGAAUAUCAGAAUCUCGACAAACGCAUGAAGAAUUUGGCGGAUCGCAAUUUGCCGGAGCUCAUCGAGCAGUGCGUCAAUUUUCGCGAGCAAAAAGCUCGCGUUCGUGUGUUGCCCGCUUUCCAUGAGGAAAUCUCGUUCGCCAAUUCGCCAAUCGAACAAUAA